This is a messenger RNA of Ochotona princeps (American pika), 1693 nucleotides long. RefSeq names its product hypocretin receptor 2 (gene HCRTR2). Lineage: Eukaryota; Metazoa; Chordata; Mammalia; Lagomorpha; Ochotonidae. The transcript has 7 exons. The record is from RefSeq and is a predicted model, not a curated record. Bases 356 to 1693 code for a protein of 445 amino acids. Gene Ontology annotation, cellular component: membrane. Gene Ontology annotation, biological process: feeding behavior; G protein-coupled receptor signaling pathway; circadian sleep/wake cycle process. Gene Ontology annotation, molecular function: orexin receptor activity.
UAUGGGCUGCAGAAUCAGUGCUGGAAGUGGGGGGAAGGAGGGUAUUGAGCUUGAGCUGAGCCUGGGGUAACUUGCUCCUCCUGGUGUCAUUGCUGCAGCCUCCCCUGCCCAGUCCCUAAUUGCUCAGCCGCCUCUGUUCCCAGUGCAAAACAGCCUGCAAAGACAGCAAAGCCGCCGCAGAAGUUGCCCGGCAGAAGACUCCGGAGGCAUUGGCUCAGGAACUUUUCACGUCAUUUUCUGCUCCGGAGCCCCUUCUCGGCUCUCCGCUCAGCCUUUCCCACGGCAAAUCACCAGUGCUCAUGGGGCAGGCGAAGAGGAGCUUGCAGCACUGAUCUGAACCGGACCGGAGCCCGUGAUGUCCGGCACCAAAUUGGAGGACUCCCCGCCUCGUCGCAACUGGUCAUCUGCCUCAUCAGAGCUGAACGAAACUCAAGAGCCCUUUUUAACCCCCACCGACUAUGAUGACGAGGAAUUCCUGCGGUACCUGUGGAGGGAAUACCUACACCCGAAAGAAUAUGAGUGGGUCCUGAUCGCCGGCUACAUCAUCGUGUUUGUCGUGGCUCUCAUUGGGAACGUCCUGGUUUGUGUGGCAGUGUGGAAGAACCACCACAUGAGGACGGUAACCAACUACUUCAUAGUCAACCUUUCUCUGGCUGAUGUGCUUGUGACCAUCACCUGCCUUCCCGCCACGCUGGUCGUGGACAUCACAGAGACCUGGUUCUUCGGGCAGUCUCUCUGUAAAGUGAUCCCUUAUUUACAGACUGUGUCAGUAUCGGUGUCUGUCCUCACACUGAGCUGCAUCGCCUUAGAUAGAUGGUAUGCCAUCUGUCACCCGUUGAUGUUCAAGAGCACAGCCAAGAGGGCCCGCAACAGUAUCGUCAUCAUCUGGAUUGUCUCCUGCAUCAUAAUGAUUCCUCAGGCCAUUGUCAUGGAGUGCAGUACCAUGCUCCCUGGCUUAGCCAAUAAAACGACUCUCUUUACAGUCUGUGAUGAGCGCUGGGGAGGUGAAAUUUACCCCAAAAUGUAUCACAUAUGUUUCUUCCUGGUGACAUACAUGGCACCGCUGUGUCUCAUGGUGUUGGCUUAUCUACAAAUAUUUCGUAAACUCUGGUGCCGACAGAUCCCUGGAACAUCUUCUGUAGUUCAGAGACAAUGGAAGCCGUCACAGCCCGUUUCACAGUCUCGCAUGCCAGUCCAGCAGACCAAGUCCCGGAUUAGCGCUGUGGCUGCUGAAAUAAAGCAGAUCCGAGCCAGGAGGAAAACAGCCCGGAUGUUAAUGGUUGUGCUUUUGGUGUUUGCAAUUUGCUACCUACCAAUUAGCAUCCUCAAUGUGCUGAAAAGAGUAUUUGGGAUGUUCGCCCACACAGAAGAUAGAGAGACUGUGUAUGCUUGGUUUACAUUUUCACACUGGCUUGUUUACGCCAAUAGUGCUGCGAACCCAAUUAUUUAUAAUUUUCUCAGUGGAAAAUUUCGAGAGGAAUUUAAAGCUGCGUUUUCUUGCUGUUGCCUUGGAGCUCACCAUCGCCAAGAGGACCGGCUCACCAGGGGCCGAACCAGCACAGAAAGCAGGAAGUCCUUGACCACACAGAUCAGCAAUUUCGAUAACGUAUCAAAACUCUCAGAGCAAGUUGUGCUCACGAGCAUAAGCACACUCCCAGCAGUCAAUGGAGCAGCGUCGCUUCAAAACUGGUAG